Messenger RNA from Bactrocera oleae (olive fruit fly), 860 nucleotides. It is a transcript of the gene snRNP-U1-C, whose product is annotated as small ribonucleoprotein particle U1 subunit C. Gene Ontology annotation, molecular function: zinc ion binding; pre-mRNA 5'-splice site binding. Gene Ontology annotation, cellular component: U1 snRNP; nucleus. NCBI's taxonomy places the organism in Eukaryota, Metazoa, Arthropoda, Insecta, Diptera, Tephritidae. The record is from RefSeq and is a predicted model, not a curated record. Gene Ontology annotation, biological process: spliceosomal snRNP assembly; mRNA splicing, via spliceosome; mRNA 5'-splice site recognition.
UUUUAACACUGAUGUCGUGGCAUGAUAUAAUAAGGCCGAGCUUCAUGUAAAUAUUAAAUUUCUGCAGAUGUUCAGUAGUCAUUACUACUUUGUGUGAACAGCAAAUAAACUUAUAACAAUUCAAUACAAAAUACAACCCUGUCAUUCAGCAUUGAAUCCAUUUACAUACAACUUAACUAUUUUGACAAGCAGCAAAAUAUUUGUUUUCUUCGUUUGUGUUUUUUCACAAUAUUUCAGUCUAGUUUUGUAAAUGACACAGAAGUCAAAAUAUUGAAAACUUUUUUACUAUUUCUGUGAAAUAAAAGGAAAUAAGAUGCCGAAAUAUUAUUGCGAUUAUUGUGAUACAUAUUUAACACACGAUUCUCCAUCUGUGCGAAAAACACAUUGCACCGGACGAAAGCACAGGGACAACGUUAAAUUCUACUAUCAAAAAUGGAUGGAGGAGCAAGCGCAACAUUUGAUCGAUGCUACCACAGCUGCAUUUAAAGCUGGUAAGAUUACACAAAAUCCGGGCGUUGCGAUACCCCCUCCAAAUAUGGCGCCACCUCCGCGUCCAGGUCUGAUGCCCGGUGGACCAGGCAUGCCGCCGAUGAUGAUGGGUCCACACGGAGCUAUGCCACCGCCAAUGAUGGGUAUGCGACCGCCGCCAAUUAUGGGACCGAUGGGGCCAAUGAUGGGACCACCACCGCCCUUGGGGGCUUUAGGUGUUCGACCACCUAUGAUGAAUGGCCCUCCCCCGAAUAAAUAACAAAAUACUUUGAGCAAAAGUAGAUGAGAAAAUAACACAAAAGAAUAUAAUGUAUAAUUUCGUUUAAAUAUUUGCAUUUCAAAAUAAAGAUUUUAAUUUAAUUUCACUGUAA